Aspergillus chevalieri is the source of this 2202-nucleotide messenger RNA. RefSeq names its product catalase catB (gene cat1). Gene Ontology annotation, biological process: hydrogen peroxide catabolic process; response to oxidative stress. The record is from RefSeq and is a predicted model, not a curated record. Gene Ontology annotation, cellular component: cytosol. NCBI's taxonomy places the organism in Eukaryota, Fungi, Ascomycota, Eurotiomycetes, Eurotiales, Aspergillaceae. The transcript has 4 exons. Gene Ontology annotation, molecular function: catalase activity; heme binding. The coding region runs from base 1 to 2202 and encodes 733 amino acids.
AUGCGCGCCCUUAGUCUCGCCGUCGUUAACGGCGCUAUUGGCCUCGCCAAUGCUGCCUGUCCUUACAUGACCGGCGAGCUCAACGCCCGCGAUACCUCCAGCAACGAUGCCGCCGCUGCCACCGAGGAGUUCUUGUCGCAGUACUACCUCAACGACAACAACACCUAUAUGACGACUGAUGUCGGCGGACCCAUCGAAGACCAGAACAGUCUGAGUGUUGGCGAGCGCGGUCCGACGCUGCUGGAGGACUUUAUCUUCCGUCAGAAGAUCCAGCGGUUUGAUCAUGAGCGGGUCCCUGAACGUGCUGUCCAUGCUCGUGGUGCCGGUGCCCAUGGUACCUUCACCUCGUACGCCAACUGGGGCAACAUCACCGCCGCCUCGUUCCUGGGCGCCGAGGGCAAGCAAACCCCUAUGUUCGUGCGUUUCUCGACUGUCGCUGGUAGCCGGGGUAGUGCAGAUCUUGCCCGUGAUGUCCACGGUUUCGCGACUCGUUUCUACACCGACGAGGGCAACUUCGACCUGGUUGGAAACAACAUCCCCGUCUUCUUCAUCCAAGACGCCAUCCUCUUCCCCGACCUGAUCCACGCCGUCAAGCCCCGCGGUGACAACGAAAUCCCCCAAGCCGCCACCGCCCACGACUCUGCCUGGGACUUCUUCUCGCAGCAGCCCAGCGCCCUGCAUACACUCUUCUGGGCCAUGGCCGGCCACGGUAUCCCCCGUUCUUUCCGCCACGUCGACGGCUUCGGUGUGCACACCUUCCGUCUCGUCACUGACGACGGCGACACCAAGCUUGUCAAGUUCCACUGGAAGUCACUGCAGGGUCGCGCCAGUAUGGUCUGGGAAGAGGCGCAGCAGGUCUCGGGCAAGAACCCGGACUUUAUUCGCCAGGAUCUGUUUGAGUCGAUCGAGAACGGUUACUAUCCUGAGUGGGAGCUGGGUGCGCAGAUCAUGGAUGAGGAUGAUCAGUUGCGGUUUGGCUUUGAUCUGUUGGAUCCUACCAAGAUCGUUCCUGAGGAGCUCGUUCCCGUCACGCCUCUGGGUAAGAUGCAGCUCAACCGCAACCCGCGCAACUACUUUGCCGAGACCGAGCAGGCCAUGUUUCAACCCGGCCACAUCGUCCGCGGCAUCGACUUCACCGACGACCCCCUCCUCCAAGGCCGCCUCUUUUCCUACCUCGACACCCAACUCAACCGUCACGGCGGCCCGAACUUCGAACAACUCCCCAUCAACCAGCCCCGCGUCCCCUUCCACAACAACAACCGCGACGGUGCAGCCCAGAUGUUCAUCCCCCUAAACCGCGAUGCCUACACGCCCGGCCCCCACACCACCAACCAAGGCGCCCCCAAACAAGCCAACCAAACCGUCGGCAAGGGCUUCUUCACAGCGCCCAACCGCAAACCCGGCGGCACCCUCCAGCGCACCGUCUCCUCGACCUUCAGCGACAACUGGUCGCAGCCGCGCCUCUUCUACAACUCACUCGAUCCCGUCGAGCAGCAAUUCAUCGUCGACGCGAUGCGCUUCGAGAACUCGAAUGUCAAGUCCGAGGUCGUCCGCAACAACGUCAUCAUCCAGCUGAACCGUGUCUCCAACGACCUUGCCCGCCGCGUCGCCCGUGCCAUCGGCAUCGAAGAACCCUCUCCGGACCCUACCUUCUACCACAACAACAAGACGACCAACGUGGGUACCUUCGGCGGUAAGCUGCAGAAGCUCGAGGGUUUGAAGGUCGGCUACCUCGCGUCCGUGGACAAUAAGGACUCUCUUACCGAAGCUGCCACGCUCAGCAAGAGUCUUUCCAAGAACGGUGUUGAAGUCGUCGUCGUCGCCGAGCGGUUGACCGACGGCGUCGACCAGACGUACUCCGGCUCCGACGCUAUCCAGUUCGAUGCGGUGGUUGUUGCCAACGGCGCGGAGAGUCUGUUCAGCUUCUCUAGUUUGACUGGCGGUGGUGCGAAGAACGCGACUGCUGGUGCUGCGAGCACGCUCUUCCCUGCUGGUCGGCCAUUGGAGAUUCUGAUUGAUGGGUUCCGGUUCGGUAAGCCUGUUGCUGCGCUUGGUAGUGCUGUUACUGCGCUGCGGGGCGCUGCUAUUUCUCCGAGCAGGGAGGGUGUGUAUGUGGCCAAGUCUGCUGGUGACAUUGUCGAUGAGAUCAAGGAGGGUCUCCGCACCUUCAAAUUCCUUGACAGAUUUGCUGUUGACAACUAA